Penicillium waksmanii is the source of this 963-nucleotide messenger RNA. Its product is annotated as TauD/TfdA dioxygenase family protein. Gene Ontology annotation, molecular function: oxidoreductase activity. The transcript is spliced from 3 exons. The record is from RefSeq and is a predicted model, not a curated record. Lineage: Eukaryota; Fungi; Ascomycota; Eurotiomycetes; Eurotiales; Aspergillaceae. Bases 1 to 963 code for a protein of 320 amino acids.
AUGUCCAGUGUUUCACAAGGGACUGACUUCCAUUACAUCGCCAUCAAAGAGCUUCACCCUACGUUCGGCGCGGAGAUCAGCGGCGUAGACUUCUCCAAGCCGGUGACAAAAGAAGUCUUUGCAGAGAUCCUAGCCGCAAUCAACAAAUACGGGGUCUGCGUGUUCCGCAACACCGGCCUCGACGAUGCCGGCCACAUCGCCUUCGCCGCCCAGUUCGGCGAGCUGGACGACGUAACACCGUACAUCGCGGGCGGCCGCGCCCACCGACUCUCCGACGUGCGGCUAUUUGACGUAGGUAACAUCGACCUGGACGGUGGCGUGUUUGCCCUGGACAAUGUGCGACGCGAAUGGAACAAGGGCAACGGUCUCUUCCACGUGGAUUCGAGCUUCAACCCCCGCCGCGCCGGGUACUCACUCCUGCGCGCGGCCGAACUACCACCGGGAGGUCUAGGAGGCGAGACGGAAUUCGCAGACUCACGAUCCGCCUUCGACGACCUGGAAUCACAUUUGCAGGAUCAUCUGCGCGUUCAGAAUUUCAUCGCCGCACACUCGCUCUGGCAUUCCCGGAAACUAGCCAGCCCGUCUACCUUUGCCGAUGUGAAUCCGGACGAGUACCCGAUGGGUCGACACCGACUGGUACAGACGCACGAGGGGUCUGGUCGUGAGACGUUAUACCUUGCCGCGCACAUCCACCAUAUCGAGGGGUUAGAGGCGGAUGUGUCGACGGCGUUGGUGGAGCGGUUAUUGGCUCAUGCGACGCAGGCGAGGUAUGUGCUGCGGGUUGGAUGGGAGAAUGUCGGGGAUCUUGUGCUGUGGGAUAAUACGAGUGUCAUGCAUCGGGCUGUUGGAGGGGAAUUUGAGGGCCGGUUUCGCCGAGACAUGCGGAGGGCGACUGUUCAUGAUGGGAGCUUGGCUGCUUGGGGGUUGAAUGAGCGAAGUGAAAUCCGGCAGGGGUUGCCAUAG